CCUAACCUAAACCUAGAAGGGAAGAAGCUGAAACCCCCAAAUUAGGUAAAAUUCCCAGAAUCUAAUCCAAAAUCUCUUCGAUUUGUCUUUGUUCGCGGGUAAAACAAUGGAACCACAAGUGAAGGAGAAAAUAGAGACAACGGUGCGCCAAAUGCUAGAAGAAUCCGACAUGAACGAGGUGACAGAGCACAAAAUUCGAAAGCUGGCGUCGGAGAAGCUUGGCAUUAACCUAUCCGAAGCCAAAUACAAGGCCUUUGUCAAGGAAGUGGUCGCUUCCUUCCUUGACGAGCUAAAGGCUAAAGAAGAAGAAGAAGAAGAAGAAGCCGCGGCAGAUGACGGCAACAAGGGCAGUAGUAACCAGGAGUAUGAUGAUGACGGCGACCUCAUUGUUUGCAAGCUGAAUGACAAGAGAAAGGUGACGAUCCAAGAAUUCAGAGGGAAAACUUUGGUUUCGAUAAGGGAGUACUACAAGAAGGAUGGAAAAGAACUUCCUACAUCUAAGGGUAUAAGCUUGACUGAGGAACAGUGGUCAGGCUUUAGAAAGAACAUAUCCAACAUAGAGAAAGCUAUUGAGAAGAUGAAGGCGAGGACCAUGUAAAAGGCUAUCUGGGCUGGGAGAAUGUGUAAUUGAGAACCUUGGUUCUUUGGUGACUUAGCCAGCCGACCAGGCAUUACUUUUGUGUGCAGGUUUAGCAUCCAUGUGCUAAGUGAAGAUGUUUUUGGGUAUGGCAAGUAUGUGAUUUUUUUUUAUGAAUGCUCAUGGUGGAGUGCUGGGCAGCUAGCUCUUACUCCCUUCCCCCGCCCAAAAGCCUUUCAAUGAAAGAAGACAUUUUUCUUGAAGGAUUAAGAUUUUAAUUCCUCUGCUUUUUUUUUGGUCUGUUUUGUUCUGUAGGCAUGAACAACCUCUUAGCCUGAAGGCAGUCUAAAUAAUUUUCUAACAAACUA
Rubroshorea leprosula is the source of this 945-nucleotide messenger RNA. The record is from the annotation of a GenBank genome assembly. Lineage: Eukaryota; Viridiplantae; Streptophyta; Magnoliopsida; Malvales; Dipterocarpaceae.